AUGUACACCAAGGUCGUAGUAUUCCUGUGCGCAGCGAGCCUGGCGUCCGCCGGCCACCUGCUGCAAGCCGCCGCGCCCGUGGCGUACAGCGCGCCCGUAGCGUACAGCUCAGCGCCCGCCGUCUCCUCCGUGUCAUUCUCCUCGCACACCGCGCACGCUCCCGUCGCCACCUACUCCGCGGCGCCUGCUGUCGCCACCUACCACGCGGCCCCCGCUGUCGCUGCCUACUCCGCCCCAGUGUACGCCAAGUCCAUCGCUCCCGCCGUGUCAUACUCCUCCGUGUCCACCCACUCUGCUCCCGUCGCGUACGCUAAAUCAUACGCUGCGCCCGCCGUCACCACCUACCACGCAGCUCCUGCUGUAGCUGCUUACUCUGCCCCAGUGUACGCCAAGUCCAUUGCCCCCGCAGUGUCUUACUCCUCCGUAUCCACUCACUCCGCUCCCGUAGCUUACGCCAAGACCUACGCUGCCCCCGCAGUCGCCACCUACGCCGCCGCCCCUGUGGUCACCAAGACCAUCGCCGCUCCCGCUGUUGCCACCUACUCCGCCCCCGUGUACGCUAAGUCCAUCGCCCCCGCCGUGUCGUACUCCUCAAUCUCCCACUCCGCCCCCGUGACUUACGCCGCCGCUGCUCCCGUUGUUAAGACCAUCGCCGCUCCCGCAUACGCGUCGUACGCCGCUGCUCCGGCUUACGCCUCAUACGCCGCUGCCCCCAUCGUCAAGUCUGCCGUGACUUACUCGGCCGCCCCUGCCGUCUCUCACGUCUCUUACUCUAGCCACGGCGCCAACUACGGCUGGUGAAAAUUUGUUAAAUAAUAUUUAUUACUAGAAAAUAUUUGAUUGUUAUGUGAAAUAACCACGAAAUAAAAAUUCAAAAAUAUUUACAGUAUUUUACUUUACACUCUUUUUACUAACCUCAGUCUACUGAACCCUACAAAGUCUUAACCCUUUGAUACACCACGGGAAAUUAAACCUCGGACUGACAAAAACUGGGAAUAUCACUAAUGCAUAUUUUUUGCUAAAAAAAUGGGUUCGAGAAUUCCAAUCCUUCAUGACUUCAAGACGAAAAGUAUUUUAGACUGAGAACGAAUUUCUAAUCUACAUCAUAAAUAUGAAUUUGCCGCACAGAUAUUUUACGAUCGUAUUCAUGAUUAAAAAAACUAUUAAGGUAUCAAAACAACUAUUAUAGGAUAUAGGGUCAUUGGUCAAAACCUGUUCUGAGAAUCCUAAAAUCGAAUUGGCCAAGUACAUCGGAAGUUGUAAUGAAAUAUAUAUCCUUGCUUGCUAAACCGAAAGGUCUACGCAUACUAGCUCACCGUUAAACCUUAUUUAAUACAACUACAGUUCUUUAAAAAAAGCUAUGGCAAAGUUGUCAAAACCAGCACUGGCUGGCUUUUUCUACUUCACCAGACAAUUUGGCGAGACACAAAGUGCGUUUAGUCUGAGCAAACAAAUGAGACCAAUCACCGGAUUCGCGACACAUAUCCGUACAAAUAGGUGAAAGAUUAAAAUGGUUGAAUAACAAAUAAU
Molecule: messenger RNA, 1530 nt
Organism: Trichoplusia ni (cabbage looper)
Lineage: Eukaryota; Metazoa; Arthropoda; Insecta; Lepidoptera; Noctuidae
Product: cuticle protein 16.5-like
Exons: 2
Coding region: 1-801 (266 amino acids)
Source: RefSeq, a predicted model, not a curated record